Molecule: messenger RNA, 1141 nt
Organism: Ctenopharyngodon idella (grass carp)
Lineage: Eukaryota; Metazoa; Chordata; Actinopteri; Cypriniformes; Xenocyprididae
Gene: naa10
Product: N-alpha-acetyltransferase 10, NatA catalytic subuni
Exons: 9
Coding region: 235-969 (244 amino acids)
Biological process (GO): N-terminal peptidyl-glutamic acid acetylation
Cellular component (GO): NatA complex
Molecular function (GO): protein N-terminal-serine acetyltransferase activity; protein-N-terminal-glutamate acetyltransferase activity
Source: RefSeq, a predicted model, not a curated record
AAACUGGGGGAGGUUGCCGCUUGGUUUGAACGUUUUUCAAGGACUUUUAUUAUAGUUAUCACCGGAAGGAAUUUACUAUCCGAACAUCCGUCUUCCGGUCAUGGGCAACAUGGUUGUGGAGGUGUAGCUGUGUCCAUCUGCUUGCUUAUUCCCUUCUAUUGAAGAGCGUUUGUGUCCAUUUGACAGCUGUAUUUAUAUCAAGUAGUAUAUUUAUCUAGCAGUCCAGCGGUCAAAAUGAAUAUACGCAACGCACGGCCAGAGGAUUUGAUGAACAUGCAGCACUGCAACCUGCUGUGUCUUCCAGAGAACUAUCAGAUGAAGUAUUACUUCUACCACGGCCUGUCCUGGCCACAGCUGUCAUACAUAGCAGAGGAUGAGAACGGAAAGAUAGUGGGAUAUGUUUUAGCAAAAAUGGAUAGUUCACCCAAAAAUGAAAGUCAACCCAUGAUUUGCUCACCCUCAAGCCAUCCUAGGGAGGAGGAUCCUGACGAUGUGCCUCAUGGACACAUUACAUCACUGGCCGUUAAACGCUCUCACAGGCGUCUUGGACUGGCUCAAAAACUAAUGGAUCAAGCCAGCAGAGCCAUGAUUGAGAACUUCAAUGCCAAAUAUGUCUCCCUCCAUGUCAGGAAGAGUAACCGGGCCGCUCUUCACUUGUACUCAAACACACUUAAGUUUCAGAUUAGUGAAGUAGAGCCCAAAUAUUAUGCUGAUGGAGAAGAUGCUUAUGCCAUGAAGAGGAAUCUCACACAGAUGGCAGAUGAGUUGCAGAAACCAGGUGUUCGUCUGUGGGGCUCAGAGGCUCCGGCAUCUCAGGACACAUCUGUGACUGGCCUGGUGGAGAAGCUGACGGUGCAGGAUGGAGAGAAGGAGGGAGAUGGAGACAGCGGAGGAGAGAGUAAAGAAAUGAGUGAGGUCAGCGAGGCCACGGAGAGCACAGACGUCAAAGACUCCUCGUCAGACUCUUAACUCAUAUAUCCGUCUGUUCACACCCAUUAUAUAGGUUUCAAAUUGUUUUACGGUGUUUAUAUGCUCUGAUGGUUUUAUUUUCAGAAUACAGGAAAGUGACCUUGUAAAAGUGGAUCACAAUGAUGAAAUUAAUUGUGAGGAGAUUUGUCAAUAAAAUUGGAGAGUAAACAUA